UAAUUCUUAAAUCUCAUUCUCCCUCUGUGUUUUUUUUGGGUAAAGAUUCUCCGCUUCUCACUUUCAUUACCCAUUCGCACGUUGGAGUUUUGGCGAUGGAGCUCGCUGUUGAGUUGCGUCGUGAACCAAACUCCCCACUUCUUUCCAAGAUGGCAACCAGUGAUGGCCACGGCGAGAAUUCGUCCUACUUCGAUGGGUGGAAGGCUUAUGAUUGUGAUCCAUUCCAUCCUACCUCCAACCCAGAAGGAGUCAUUCAAUUGGGACUAGCUGAAAACCAGCUUUGUCUGGAUCCGAUACAAGAGUGGAUUAAGAAUAACCCGAAGGCCUCCAUUUGCACUGAAGUAGGAGUUUCAGAAUUCAAAAAUAUUGCAAAUUUCCAGGAUUACCACGGCCUGCGUGUAUUCAGAGAGGCCGUUGCCAAGUUCAUGCGGAAAGUGAGAGGAGGAAGAAGCGAUUUUCAUCCUGACAGGAUAGUGAUGAGCGGUGGGGCUACUGGGGCUGCCGAAGUAAUAGCCUUCUGUUUGGCUGACCCCGGCGAAGCAUUCCUUGUUCCAACGCCGUAUUAUCCAGCAUUCGACCGAGACCUGAGGUGGAGAACAGGAAUCCAGGUCCUUCCGAUUCAGUGCAAGAGCUCCAAUCAUUUCAAAAUCACACGGACCGCACUCGAAUCUGCCUAUGAAAAAGCCCAGAAGGCAAAUGUUAGAGUUAAAGCGGUCAUGGUAGCCAACCCAUCAAAUCCACUGGGGACAAUAUUGGACAGAGAGACACUAAGAAUGCUGGUCAACUUCACCAAUGGCAAGAGGAUCCACCUAAUCUGCGACGAGAUCUUCGCAGGGACAGUCUUCAAGGAUCCCCAAUUCGUCAGCGUCUCAGAGAUAGUGGAUGAGGAUCCUAACUGCGACCGAAGCCUCAUCCACAUCACCUACAGCCUCUCCAAGGACCUCGGCCUGCCUGGAUUCAGGGUGGGCGUGGUCUAUUCCUACAAUGAUACGGUGGUUAGAUGCGCUCGGAGGAUGUCGAGCUUUGGACUAGUCUCCUCACAAACACAAUACCUGCUCGCCUCCAUGUUGUCAGACGAUGAAUUCACAACCAAGUUGAUAGAAGAGGUCAGGAGGAGGCUUUCGAAGAGGCACGAGUUAUUCACUUCUCGGCUUGCGAAGGUGGGAAUCCAAUGUUUGGAGAGCAACGCCGGCCUGUUCUGCUGGAUGGACUUGAGACGGCUUCUCAAAGAAUUCACAGUUGAAGGAGAACUGGAGCUGUGGCGCGUGAUAAUUAAUGAUGUCAAGCUCAAUGUGUCGCCCGGUUCCUCGUUUCAUUGCCACGAACCUGGGUGGUUUAGGGUGUGCUUUGCCAACAUGGAUGACGAGACCAUGGAUGUAGCCCUUGGAAGGAUCGAGUCCUUUGUGCUCCGGACGAAGGAGGCUGCAGUGCAAGCUAAGAAGAAGAAGUGGAAGCAGGAUGGGCUACGCUUAAGCUUGCCUCGGAGGUUCGAGGACAUGGCCACCAUGACCUCCAGCCUAAUGUCACCGCACUCUCCUCUUGUUCCAGCCACCACUUCAGCUCUAGUGGUAUAGCCAGUGAUGCAGAAGAGGAAGGUGGAAAAGACUGCCGUUCCUCUGCCAUUUUUUAGUACAUACGUAUUGACAUGCCAUAGGAUAAAAUUUCUGGAUCGGUAUUGAAGAAAUUAUGAUCAAUCCGUCAUUACCUAUCAUAUCUUUAUACGUGCACAUAAGUACGUGCGAUAUAUUUUGUGGCGGAUGAUCACAGUCCGAUCAUAAAACUUUCUACGGUCGAUUCGAUUAUAAAAAUUUUAUCCCAUGCUAUUCUUUAGCUCUCAUUCUUUGGAACAUACAUUCUUUGUUUCUUAGAACCGAUGUACGGGGCUAAAUGUUUACAA
Messenger RNA from Elaeis guineensis (African oil palm), 1897 nucleotides. RefSeq names its product 1-aminocyclopropane-1-carboxylate synthase-like. NCBI's taxonomy places the organism in Eukaryota, Viridiplantae, Streptophyta, Magnoliopsida, Arecales, Arecaceae. The record is from RefSeq and is a predicted model, not a curated record. Gene Ontology annotation, biological process: biosynthetic process; amino acid metabolic process. Gene Ontology annotation, molecular function: pyridoxal phosphate binding; transaminase activity.